AUGGCGACGUCCGAAUAUAUCGAUCGACUCCAUCAGUUUUUACUUUCGAACUGGUUCAACAAUUUUAAUUGGCGUACCAACUCCGCUCUGUAUUACUCGCCUGAUCUGUUGAACUCCAUAAGCGCUCGUGAUAUCUGCUUCCCUAUUAACGGAGGUCGUGCGCAUACCCCACAUUUUUGUCAAGAAUUAUGGACAAAUCUCAAUCGCUCUUGUGCUCCUUUGGAUACUAGCAGUAGAGCUGCGGGGUUAUUGAACGUUCACACGAUGACACGCUUACGUGAUGAUCAAGCGCGGUUCCCAAAUAUGACAGUGGAUUUGACGUUUCUAGAGAGUAAAGAGUACGUGCAAGUGUGUCGUGGUGGGCUCUCUUUUACAGGAUUUCGAAGAUCCGAUGUUAGUACUAUCAUCCGAGCUCGAGACUGUACCUCCUCUGACUAUGAGACGGUCUUUGUGAAAGAUUAUCGCUACGAAACUGGGUUGGCAAUUGUACUUCUGGUUUCGUGGAAAUUGGCUUAA
Messenger RNA from Phytophthora infestans T30-4, 516 nucleotides. RefSeq lists its product as uncharacterized. The record is from RefSeq and is a predicted model, not a curated record. Bases 1 to 516 code for a protein of 171 amino acids. Lineage: Eukaryota; Oomycota; Peronosporomycetes; Peronosporales; Peronosporaceae. The transcript has 3 exons.